Molecule: messenger RNA, 4417 nt
Organism: Salvelinus fontinalis (brook trout)
Lineage: Eukaryota; Metazoa; Chordata; Actinopteri; Salmoniformes; Salmonidae
Product: melanophilin-like
Exons: 15
Coding region: 130-1944 (604 amino acids)
Biological process (GO): intracellular protein transport
Cellular component (GO): cortical actin cytoskeleton
Molecular function (GO): actin binding; small GTPase binding; myosin binding
Source: RefSeq, a predicted model, not a curated record
CCCCCUUAUGCAGUGGGUCUGUCAAGUUCUCUCAAGGGAAUGUGCCACAGGGAAGGCUACGAACGAAGUUAGCGCGCAGGUCAAGUCCAAUAUAAAGCAGUGAAUGGUCCCCGGGCGCCCAAGGUGACCAUGAUGCCUACCACCGCUGUGGGAAAGAAGCUGGAUCUCUCCACACUGACAGAGGAGGAGGCCCAGCACGUGUUUCAGGUCGUCCAAAGAGACUUUGACUUGAGGAAGAAAGAGGAGGACAGACUGGGGGAGCUAAAGACGCAGCUAGAGAAGGAGGACACCAAGAGAGAGCUGCUGGGAACUGGGACCAGCCUGACAGAGUCCCACUGCAUCCGCUGCUUGCAGCCCUUCAAGUUCCUGGUCAACAGCAAGCGCCAGUGUCUGGACUGCCAGCUGUACGCCUGCAAGGCCUGCAGCCGCUACAACAAGAAGGAGUGCGGAUGGGUAUGCGACCCCUGCCACAUGUCCAGGGUCCUCAAGAUUGGCACUUUGGAGUGGUACCAUGAGAAUGUGCGCUCCCGUUUCAAGCGCUUUGGCAGUGCCAAGGUGAUGCGCUCGCUCUACAAGAGGUUGAGUGGCGAUCUCAGCGCCUCCCAGAGUGACCUGAGAGAGCCUCAUGAAGAUGACACACACAGCAUGCCCGAAAGCCACAAUCUCUAUGAUGAGAACAACAUGGACACCGUGGCAGAUGGACGACACUACAGAAUGAUGAAAACGACCAAACGACUGCUCACUGUGCACCCCGUCGAUUUCGGUCUGGACCUUAACUACUCCACCCACUCUCUGUCUCGACAAGAAUCCUGUCAGAGUCCACAGAGCAGUCUGGAGGGCGGCGCACGGGAGUCCCUGACAGCUGAGGCCGACAUGGCCUGCAUGUUCCAGCAGAUCCUGGAGGAGCAGGGUGAGAGAGACCCCGAGUUCAACACGGAGGUCCUCCACAGCCGCCGGAUGAGUCUGCUGGACAAGCCGUCCCGCUUCGGCCCCCCCGUCUAUGACCUCUCUAUCCGGUCAGACGAGGUGCCACUCCCAGAGAACUGGAUGAUGCGGGCACGAUCCUUGUCCAGGAUGAGCCAGUCUUCGGGUGGCAGUGCCAACAACGGGCACCUCCGCAGCAGCGGACAACUGUAUGGCCUGGAGGACUCGGAGGAAGAGGAAGAGUACCAGCGCCAGUACCAGCGUCUGCCGUUGCGCCGACGUAGUCACAGCCACUUCUCCUCACAGGAAAGCCUCAACCACGGGGCACCGCCACAGAUAACUGAGCUGAACAGACGCAUGUCGGUCAUUGAGAAACUACUGAACCGUCUGGAACAGAAAGUGACAUCCCCCUAUGACCAGGGCCAAUCUUGUACUUCUCCCCUGCCCCAGUGGGAGGAGGUGGACCUGGAGGAACUGCAGCUGAGGCAGAAGCUGGACCAGCUGACGGGCAACAUCAGUGACAAGGGUCUCUCCUCGGAGGAGGAUGAACCCAAGAGGCCCCCAUCCCCCAAGGAGAGCCCAGGGAGGAGGAGGCGCCUUAGGGGGGACGUGAGCCCAUCCGGGUCCCUCUCCAGACCCUCCUCCAGACCGGGCAUCAUGAUCAGCCCACCCAUCGUUGAACUGCAGGAGCCCUCUGAAGUACAGGCCUAUUCUUCAACAGGACAUUCCAGGAGCCUCCGUGAGGGCAGUUCUCUGACCCGCUACCGUCCCACCACCACCACAGAGCUGUUUGAGCUGGAAGGGAAGGUGGCGAUGGCCGCUGCCACAGUACAGAGCACAGUGAGCGAGGUGACAGACAUCGAGAACAAGAUCGCUGCCCUGAGUGCUGCUGGGAUGUCUGUGGAUAUGACCAGGAGAAAGUCAACUGUCCCUCCCCAAAGAAGGAGAAGUGCCUAUGACCUUCCAACAAAAACCAGUAAUGGCACAGGGUCCAUGAGGAGGAAGUUGAGCAUCUUGUAACUGAGUGAUUCUUAUAACAGAGAAUCUUCUGGAGCAGGAGUCCAUUUAGAAUACUUUGUCAAGGUCUUUCAUUGGCUAUACGUUAUUGUGAACUGAACCUGGGUAUAAUGCCAUUAUCUCUCUGUGUUUGUUUGUUUAUUACAUUUAUCCAAUAUUAUUUCUAAUAAUAUUUAUAUUCAACAAUGUGAAAUGUUAUGCUUCAUGUUUCAUUGUCUUAAUGCAUUUGUUAAAAAGUUUUUUUUUAAACUAAAAAAAACAUAGCAAUGAUUUAACUGCCAAGUUUAUUAAAAUGUACUAAUGACUAGACUUAGACAUCCAUAGUACAUUAACUGUAAUCACAUGUUUGUACUACGGUUGAAUGAGCCUGUUGAAAAGCUUUAUUAACUUAACUAUUAACAGAUUACGCAAUUAUAUGUAGGGUUUUCUCCAGAGAAUUGCAGCUGUUUCUCAUAUAGGCUUCAUUCCAUAGGGUUCAUGGAACACUUUGUAGGAACCAAAUCUCAGUGGUCAAUUCAUAAACCAAUUCCAGGUGGCACAUAUGGUUCUCCAUUGGGUUCCAGUCUAUGUGCUUUCUGACAUCAAGGGACAAGAGAUUGAGUCAUGGUCUGCGUCCAGACCCGGCGCCAGAACGAAUCAUUUGGACUGCCUUUGCUUUCCAUAGGCGGGCCCGUUUUUUCACGGGGCCUCAUGCGUGCACAUGCUUGCGCGUUCACAGUUUUUUUAAAUUGGUGUAAUACUUUGAAAAAAUCCACAGCUAUUUUUUUUAAAGAAGCUAAUUAUCCUCUGUGGCUAAAUCAUGCUCCCUGGUGAAGUGUUUUUAAUUAUUUUAUUUACACAGGAGUAAUUAUAUAAUUUGGGAGAAACAUGCUUUUACUUUUGGGCAAUCCAGCAUCUUAACAGUACACUGUGCACACGACAACUUUCCAUUCCAAUUAGCAAGAGGCUGAAACCAGAGAUCUGUACAUAAUGACGAGUUGCUUAUGUCUCCACCCUAACAAUGGGUAUUCCCAUAGAAACGCAUUGAAUUUAUACUGGACAGAUUUUGGCAAGAGUGAGCCCUCUCGCUUCGCCACUUCCUCUCUGCUGAAGCUAUAUCACAGGAGAAAGCAUCCUGUCACGCCCUGGCCUUAGUAUUCUUUGUUUUCUUUAUUAUUUUAGUUAGGUCAGGGUGUGACAUGGGGAAUGUUUGUGUUUUGUUGGUUUUGGGUGUUUUUAUGGUAAAGGGGUGGUUGGGUAUAGUAUAUGGGUUUGUGUGGAGUACAUGUGUCUAGUGUUGUCUAUGUAUGUUUAGUUGUCUAGGAGAGUCUAUGGUUACCUGAAUGAGUUCCCAAUUAGAGACAGCUGAUUUCGGUUGUCUCUGAUUGGGAGCCUUAUUUAGGGUAGCCAUAGGCUCUCAUUGGUUGUGAGUAAUUGUCUAUGUCAGAACGUUUGUAGCCUGUUGUAUGUGCACGACGUUUAUUAGCUUCACGAUCGUUUGUUGUUUUGUUAGUUUGUAUUAAGUGUUUCGUGUUUAUUUUUCGUCAUCUUUUAAAAUAAAAGAAGAUGGCUUACUUUCCAAAUGCUGCGUUUUGGUCCAUCAAUCCGCCACACGAUCGUGACACAUCCAAGCGAGCGAAACAGCGCCCCUCUAUAUGUAGCUCAUGUAUCUGAUGCUGUGUGGCCAGAAAUAGUAUGACAUGCCAUACUCUUUUGGUCCAGAUAGCAUCAGAUACAUCCUUUACACAUACUGAGACAGAGAGGCGCUGUUUCGCUCGCUCGGAUGCUUUAACUGAGAUCGAUGCGUCUUUCUGUCGGCAGUCGUCUCGGUCAAAUAAAUGAUCAAUAAUUCAAUAUUUUAUUUGGACGGGCAAGGAUGUACGGUAGGUCGGGCUAGGCCCCAUAAAGCCUGCCCAUUACGCCGGGCCUUUUUGCGUCCAAAUGGCACCCUAUUUCCUAUGUAGUGCACUUAUUUUGACCAGAGUCCUAUGGGGUUACAGUCAAAAGUAGUUAUUUUUAUUUGAUUUAUUUAACCCUUAAUGUAGUGCACUAUAAAUGGAAUAGAGGGACAUUUAAUUAUGUAGGUGUAGGAGACUGUUCAAAUAGAUACAGCAAUUUGAUGCUGGAAUAUUUGGGCAUAUAUUCAGGAUAUACACACAAACAUGGGUGCGUGAAUGAUGCAAGAAAGAGGUUAGAGCUAUGUACUGAUUGCCGCUAUUGUACUAUGUAAAACAGUAAAGUAUCAUUAAUGUAGCUUUUAGUACAAUAUACUUAAUACUGCUUUUUUGCUACUGAAUUGCUCUGUACAUUUGUAGUCAUCUGAAUUAAUUCAUUUGAAUGAAUUUGUAUCCUCUGCAUGACCUCUUAAUUGCUAUUUUAUAUGUAUUAUUAGAUAUCUUAAAGUGAACAUCACUACAAAGUAUGGGAACCAUGUUUCCAUUACUAUAGUGCCAAGUAACACCUUUGACAUUACUAAUUAAAAUGUAAACAAAGUAAA